Messenger RNA from Apus apus (common swift), 1757 nucleotides. RefSeq names its product LDL receptor related protein associated protein 1 (gene LRPAP1). The record is from RefSeq and is a predicted model, not a curated record. The transcript is spliced from 8 exons. Lineage: Eukaryota; Metazoa; Chordata; Aves; Apodiformes; Apodidae. The coding region runs from base 23 to 1111 and encodes 362 amino acids. Gene Ontology annotation, biological process: negative regulation of very-low-density lipoprotein particle clearance; negative regulation of receptor internalization. Gene Ontology annotation, cellular component: cis-Golgi network; rough endoplasmic reticulum lumen; plasma membrane. Gene Ontology annotation, molecular function: heparin binding; lipase binding; receptor antagonist activity.
UGUAGUUCCCGCCCAGCGCGACAUGGCGGCGGCGCGGGGCCCGGCGGCCCUCGGCGCGCUGCGUCUCCUCGCCCUGCUUCUCCUCCCCCUGCUUCUCCUCGCCGCCGCCGCUGCUCAGGGCAGCAAAUACUCUCGGGAGGCGAACGAGGGGUUGGCGGGCAAGGGCGCCAAGCGGCGGGAGGCCGGGGAGUUCCGAGUGUUGAGGCUGAACCAGGUCUGGGAGAAGGCGCAGCGGCUCCAUCUCUCUGCUGUGAAACUGGCAGAGCUGCACAGUGAUCUAAAAAUACAAGAAAAGGAUGAGCUAAGCUGGAAAAAACUGAAGGCUGAAGGACUAGAUGAAGAUGGAGAGAAGGAAGCCAAACUCAGACGCAACUUACAUGUCAUUAUGACUAAAUAUGGAAUGGAUGGAAAGAAGGAUUCUCAACUAGUUGAUACCAACUACAUCAAAGACGGUACAGAAAGUGAUACACUAGAUGAUCCAAGACUGGAAAAAUUAUGGAGCAAGGCCAAGACCUCUGGGAAGUUCUCUGAUGAGGAGCUGGAUAAGCUAUGGCGAGAGUUUAAGCACCACAAAGAAAAGAUUCAUGAAUACAAUAUUCUGCUGGAGACCGUGAGCAGAACAGAAGAUAUCCACAAAAAUGUUAUCAACCCAUCUGAAGAGAACGUGGUAAAAGAGGAAAUCUUGCACAAUAAACACAGAGAACUCAAAGACAAGCUAAGAAGCAUCAAUCAGGGGUUUGAGCGUUUGCGUAAAGUCAGUCACCAGGGAUAUGAUACAACUAGUGAAUUUGAAGAACCAAGAGUGAUUGACUUGUGGGACAUGGCCAAAUCAGCCAAUUUCACUGAGAAAGAACUUGAAUCUUUUCGGGAGGAGCUGAAGCACUUUGAAGCAAAAAUUGAAAAACACCAUCACUAUCAGAAACAAUUAGAGAUUUCACAUGAGAAACUGAAGCAUAUAGAGGGAACUGGAGAUAAGGAUCAUCUGAACAGAAACAGAGAGAAAUAUGCCAUGCUGGAAGAAAAGACAAAAGAACUGGGAUAUAAGGUAAAGAAGCACUUGCAGGACUUGUCCAGCAGAAUUUCUCAAGGUCUUCAACACAAUGAAUUAUAAAAUUUUGUUCUACUUCAUGGGAUCAGUCUAUUAACACAAAAGAGAUAAUGUGUUUUUUGAGGAGGAUUUACCAAGGACUCCUUCUGAAAUGGAAAGGAUUGAACUGAGUUUUACUGUAAGAAAUUUUUUUUUGGUCCAUUUAAUUGCCAGUUUUGUAUUUGCACUAUCAAAUUAAAUUAUUAGAUUAUAAAUUUAAGUUACACGUUUGAUCAUCUAAAUCUUACAUCUGAAUCAAGUAGCAGCCUUUGAAAUGAGCAGUCAUGUUAGAAGGGAAAACUUGUGAACUUGCAGAGGAUUCCUUCUAGUAGGUAACAUAUUAAUUCAGAUCAAUGAAAGUAAAUACUGUGGUACAGGAAGUUAAAACAGGCCAGAAAAGGCUUUUAUUUCAGUGCCUGGCCUCGUACAUUUCCUACUGAAGGUAACAAAAAUAUUUCUACUGACUGAGCAGUGGCACAGAUCUGCGCUGUCUAUGAAUCUUUCAUGUGAGGAGGGGGGGAAGAGUAAGGAGGGAACAAGUAUUGAGGUCAGUUCACACAAUUUAGUUACAGACUAACACAUCUGAAGUUGCUGGAUGUAUAUGUACAAUUAUCUUGUUCAUGGUUGCUGGGUUUUGUUACAUUUAGUCAUUAAAAAAAAUCCAAACAAA